This is a messenger RNA of Xiphophorus maculatus (southern platyfish), 2231 nucleotides long. Its product is annotated as C-type lectin domain family 12 member B-like. The record is from RefSeq and is a predicted model, not a curated record. The coding region runs from base 510 to 1487 and encodes 325 amino acids. Lineage: Eukaryota; Metazoa; Chordata; Actinopteri; Cyprinodontiformes; Poeciliidae. The transcript has 7 exons.
GUCCAAAUAAGGAGGAAACUAUUUAUGCUGAAGUAAAGAUGCAAAACGAAACACCUCAUGAAUCUUCUGACUCAAAAGGAUUCUGUAGAGCUUGAUUGAAUGGUAAGGAGGUAACAGCAGAGCCAUGGUAGGAGACAGAAGUACUCUGGCUGAAACACCGUCACUGUUAGACAAUGUGUCCCAUCCCAUGCAGGAAACUAUUACUCAAUGGGAAGCUGUGACAGACUGAUGCAUUGUAAUUGCACAAAGGAGAGGUACAACAGACCCUUUAUUUUAGCAGCUAAUUGACCUUACAACCAUCACUGCUAACAAAGCUCAAAAAGUCUUUUCAACCUUCCAGUUAUAUACACAUUUUUUCUUUUUGAAAUAAAAUUUCUGCUUUUAUUUGAACAUUUUUUUCAGUUUUUUUUUUCACCCUAACUCCACUUCUUGUAGUCUUUUGGGUUUUUUGCACUAAUAUAUAUGCACCUCUUGUACAAUUGUUCUCUUGAAAUUAAUUUAAUCUGACUAUGCUCUUUAAAAUCUACAGCUACUUUUCUCACGUUGAAAGUUUCUUUCCAAUUUUCUUGACAGUAAAUUGGAUCUUUUAUUCUCUAUUUAAUUACUGCUGCUUGGUGAAGAUAAACAAUUUUAUUCAGCAAGAAAACCUUUCACACAGUGUAUUGCUCCCAGGACUUUUAUCAGAGAAGGAAGCAGAAAGAAGACGCCGCUACUAUCAGAAGUUGUCUUGUUGUUUGGGGACAUUUUGUAUUAUAUUGGUGUUGGGAAUCAUAGGAAUCACUGUUUAUAAUGUAUGGUAUCAUCAAAAAGAGCUAAACGAGCUGAAAGAAAGCGGGGCAAAAAACAAAAACUUAACAGACCAGAUCAAUAACCUGACACAAGUCUCAGAAAGCAAGAUCCACAAUCUGAGGAUAGAAAACCAGGAGCUCAAGGAGAAAAACCAUAACCUGACUAAACAAAUCCAGGAUCUGGAAGGAGAAAAUAGAAACCUGAAGGAACAAAUAGACAACAUGACGAAAACACAGAAUGAGCUCAAUGUCAGUCAAGCUCAGUGGAGCAUUGAUGAAUACUGCCGUAAAGACAACAGGAGAAGGUGUGAACCUUGUCAAAAAGGCUGGCAACCUUUCAACUCCAAGUGCUAUGUAUAUAAUAAUGCAAAAGGUUCUAAUCAGAAAAACUGGGAUGAAGCACAGCAAGACUGUAAAAGAAAAGUUUCACAUCUUAGUGUUGUAGAUAGUCAAAAGGAAAAGGAUCAUCUCAAAACAAUUAGUCCUGAUGAAACAGGGAUUGAUGGAUACUGGAUUGGCCUGAGAGCUGAAGGAAGCAAAUGGAAAUGGAUUGAUGGAGCUGAGCUAGCUAACCAGGACUGGAUAAAAACAGCUGCAGUUGAUGGUCAGUGUGUAACUUGCCUAAAAAAAAAAUGGAAGUCAGUGAGCUGUGAGAAGAAGAAUGCCUGGAUCUGUGAAAAGAAUGCUUUAUCUGUUUAAUUGGUCACAUUAAUUAACAGAUAAUGUUUAAAUCUCCAAAGGACAUCAGGAAAUAUUUGAAUGUAAAUACAGGUAACCGAUUAGGACUAGACUUUUAUUUUGCUGUUUUCAUCUCCCAUAGAGAUUAAAAGUCUGUUUGUUGACAUCGGCUUACCCACAUAACCAGUUUUUUUUUUUUUUUAAUGUUUACAUUUUUAUAAAAUUUAUAAAUGUCCUGUUUAGCACAUUAGUACAUAUUUUAUGUGCCUAUCUUGUUUUUUUAUUGAAUUAUAUAGAAAUUAUGCAAGAAAAGAAAUGGUCUUAAUCUCUGUGUCUGUUAAACUUUAUAAAAUAAUGCUUAAAGUAAAACCCACUGAAAGAAAAACAGAACUAAGUCACAAUCAGUUGCCAGAUGUUGUAAAACGUAGACUCUUUGUUGUACUUCUUCUGUUUAUCCAGUUCUUCUGCUUUUAAACCUGACAUGUGCGUGCAUGGUUUUUCUCCUAUACAAACUGUAAGUGCUGAAAUGAGCUUCAACACAACCAGGAGCAGUGAAUGAGCUAAAUGAGAAAUUUAUGCAACAAAAAAAAUCUCUUAUUUGGAAAAACAUCACAUCUUGUGUGAAAGAGUUAAUCUAAAGUCUCACCUGUAAAUUAGCUGCCACUGUAAAUUAAGGCUCCUUUCAUGUUUAUGUCAUUGUUCUCAUUUUUCCAGCAACAGAAACCUGACAAUAUAAUAAAAUGCUGUAUAUGUUUUUCCUUAUUA